This is a messenger RNA of Owenia fusiformis, 912 nucleotides long. The record is from the annotation of a GenBank genome assembly. NCBI's taxonomy places the organism in Eukaryota, Metazoa, Annelida, Polychaeta, Sabellida, Oweniidae.
CUGCGAGUUUACCUAAACAUCUCAAUGUUUACCUGAACAUCCCAAUGUUUUUGCCUAUACAUUUCAAUGUGUUUACAUACACAUCACAUUACAUCUGUAUAUCCCGUAUGUUUCAAGGAUUUUCCAGUUUUCUUGCCCGCGCAUUACAGUUUGCUAACCUUCAAACCACAGUGUGCUUACCUUCACAUCAUAUUGUGAUUAACUGCAACCAUGGUGUGCAUAUCUACACAUCAAGAUGUGCUUACCUACACAUCACUGUGUACUUACUUGUACAUCACGAUGUGCUUACCUGCACAUCACAGGGUGCUUACCUACACAUUACAAUGUGCUUGCCUACACAUUACAAUGUGCUUGCCUACACAUUACAGUGUGCUUACCUACACACCACUAUUCUAUUUACUUACCUGCACAUCACGAUGUGCUUACCUGUACAUCACAGGGUGCUUACCUACACAUUACAGUGUGCUUACCUACACAUUACAAUGUGCUUACCUACACAUUACAGUGUGCUUACCUACACAUUACAGUGUGCUUACCUGCACAUCUCGCUGUGCUUACCUGCACAUCACUGAUACCCUGCACAUCAUGACGUGCUUACCUGCUCAUCAAAGUAUGCUACCCUGUACAUCACGUUGUGUUACCCUGCAUAUCACGGUAUGCUACCCUGCACAUCGCUGUGUGCUACUCUGCACAUUACAGUGUACUUACCUGCACAUCACAGUGUGUUACCCUGCACAUCACGGUGAGCUAGCCUGCACGUUGCGGCGUGCUAAUAUACACAUCACACUGUGUUACCCUGCACAUCACGGUGUGCUAAUCUGCACAUCACGGUGUGCCAGCCUGCACGUCACGGCGUGCUAAUAUACACAUCACACUGUGUUACCCUGCACAUCACGGUGUGCUAACCUGCAC